Maniola jurtina (meadow brown) is the source of this 2956-nucleotide messenger RNA. RefSeq lists its product as uncharacterized. Bases 461 to 2458 code for a protein of 665 amino acids. The transcript has 2 exons. Lineage: Eukaryota; Metazoa; Arthropoda; Insecta; Lepidoptera; Nymphalidae. The record is from RefSeq and is a predicted model, not a curated record.
AUUUUUUAAUUUUAAGAAGAGCAGAGAAGCAAUAAAAUUUUGUCAAUACAUGAAUGAGAAUAAACAUAUUUGUAUUAUAAAGCUAUUUAUGUUAAGGUAUUCAAUCGUGUCCAUUGUUUUGCCACGAUGAGUCAUUUACUUCUUCAACACCCACGCAUGUUCACAUUACGCAUGCGUCGGUGGACGACCGCUAAUGGAACCUUGUGUCCUGAGUUUUUGAUUCUGUAGUCUUUAAGCGAUCGGUGUAAUUUUGGAUUCACUUUUAUAUUAUCUCCUUUUUUACAGAUGAUGAAAAUUGUCUUAAAAGGUUUACUUUUAUUAAAGUAAAUGUCCGAUUGGUAGAUCAAAUAUAGCGUUUUGUAUCAAAUCUCCGUAGAACGUAUAAUUAUUUCAUAAAAUAUCAUAUCCUAGGAAAAUAAAUCAAGGAGGUCAUGGGCCAUGGCUCUAAUAAAGUCAUAAAAUGUAUUAUACAAAUAAAAAAAUUCUUAUACUAUUCGCAUUAAUAGCCAAAUCGUUAGGUAUUGGUGAAGAAUAUUAUAUAGAUCAAGAUGAAACCCACGAUACGUCGCAUACUAUAACAAACAAAUCUGAUGCUCGAAGAACAUUAGAAAUCAACCUUUCACCCAAAACUAAUAUAUCUGUUAGUACUGCUCUGUUUAGCUAUAAAAAUAUUAAUAAAGAUGAUGAAGAAGACAUUAUAUUGUUAUCUUACAAUAUUGCUAGAGAAAAAAAUGCACGAUUAGAAAAAAAACAUACUUCAAAAACUACACCUACCUUAUACCUGAAAGGUGGUAAUGAUAGCACUUUUUCAACUAUAAAAUCUGUACGAAACGCUUCCCACAAUACUUUGUCGAUAAGAAUUAAUUCCUUUGAAGAAUAUGAUUAUAAAUACGACACUGAUACAGAUGAAGAUAGCUUGCAAGCAUUACGAAAUCAAGUUGAAGAAGAGAAGUUAUUAAAAUCUCAAAACAAGACUGAACCUGAUAUUCCUUAUGCUAAAUUCUAUAAUUUGGAACCCGCUGUAGAUCAAGAUCUUACCUUUAAUGAAACAAAAUACAUAUAUGAUAAAACUUGGUAUGUUCCACAAGAUUUUCCGUGCUGGGAUCUGCCUAUUUUGUAUGGAGAGUUGGGCGCAAAAAAGAAAAAAUAUGAUGUUUUUCUGAUUUAUGGAGGAAACUUAGUAAAUGUUAUCGAAUCCUCGACUGAAAUGACUAAAAGUUAUAAACCAGUGGAACCACCGAUAUCGCACGUUAUUAAUAAAUGGUGUGAAGUAGAGCCUUGUUAUGGAGACCAUACUCUUUGUCUAUUUCCAAGUCCUGUUAUAUCAAAUAUAUGUGAUAAAGAAUAUAAGGUGUAUGUGCCAAAUAUUUUAGACCAGUCUACUUUAGUGAACACAAUAAAUACAAUGCGAAACCAUGUCGCCAAUGGUGUAUCGAAAAAGUAUUCACAUUUACCUAGUGCUGCAAAUAUGAAACAAAUAACAUAUGAUUACGAUUUAGAAGAUAUGGCUCAAGCGUGGCUGCGGCAGUGUUUGCCUGGUUCGGCUCCAUGUUCUGGUCUUGAUGGAAAUUUAGUUUCUCACUUAGAAUGUACUAAAUAUGCAAAAUAUUGCUGUUCGCAUUCUUCGAAAAGUUUUUCGGAAUGUGUACCCCGGCCUGAAUGCUAUAUAAAUCCUAUUAUUGGUUGUAUACACAUUUGGUAUUCCAGUGCUGGAAAAAACUUGAUAAAACGAGAUGUGCAGUGUGGUCGCAGUUCGGUAUCCACUUUCCACACAGUUCAAUUGCUUUGGGCCAAAACGAGUAAAAUUGGUUGCGCAUUCGGUGAAAGAUCCAAUGGUGAUAAAAGAGUUGUUUGUAAUUUUUCACCAGGUGCUCAAUUUUAUCUGGAUACUAAAUUAUAUUGUGGUAUAAUUGCACACAACGACAUUGGAUACUUACGCAAUAAUGAAAAUAUAACAGAUCUUAUAUACCUAGCAUCUUUAGGUAUAAAAUGGCGCAGUUUACUUAAAUUCCCUACUAAUAACGCUUCACUUAAAACAAAUAAGAUGGCUAUUAAAAACGUUGUUCGUACAACGGCAUCAACUGUGACAGAAUCAAAUACAGCAGAAUCACACUGGGGAGUGGAUAACUUAAUUAAACUAUACAAAGAAGGCUGGGUACGAAAACAAUCUGGCGAUUUUAAAAAUGGAACGAGAAGCAUGACCGCUCGGUUGGUUGCGAAAUACACGUUCAUUGAUGAAAGUGAGGCUAGAUGUGAUUCUGAUGAAUCAAUUUAUGUACCAGGACGUCCAGGAUCUAUGUGUGUAGAGAAGGGCAGAAUCUAUCAUGGCCUAUGUUACGAUUUUAGAGAUCCAACUCCGGGAUAUAGACUUAUUGCUAUAGCUGCUCCUAUUGCUUUGUUUUCGUUGAUUUUAUACGAUUUAUUCAGUGGCGUUGUUAGACAAACAAAUAAUUACUAAACCACUGUAAUUCAAUUAGAAUAUUCUCUUGUAUCCUUAAUGUAACUAAAUAUAAUUAUGAGUCAUAAACCUCAAUAUUCAGUGAAUUCUAUUGAGAUGUGGGAAUUUUUAUUAUAACAACAAAAAGUUAUCAUAAGUGAUUCAUUGGUGUUACUCUGGCGCCGCUCUCCGAUUAAUGGUAGGUAGGUACAAUACAUUUAACGUAUUUUUUUAAACUUCCUAAAUAUUUGUAUUGUUUUGUUUAAAUAAAACUCUACCGAAUUUGUAUGAAUCGCACAGAACCAUGUUUUAUUAGAAAUAUAUUAUGUUUUGUACAUAAUACCUAUAAUGAAUAUUAUAAUUGUUGUGAUAAGACAAUUCAAGGCGCGCGAUGAGCCUUACAGCCUUUUUCAAAAUUCUGUAACUUUUAUUUUAUAAUGAAUGAAUCUAUCGUAAUGGAUGCCUUUGACAUAAUUGAAUAUGUUUGAAUUGCAAAAUUUUAAAUUGUGUCACAUAAUA